ACGGAGACGCAACACAAACGGAUCUACCCGCCGCUCUUCCCCACUACACCGCGGCAUAUACCAAUCCUACACACUUCCCCUUCUUCCUUCCUCUUCCACCUCCAGAUCGCCCUCCUCCUCCUCCUCCUCCCCCCCGCGCGCCAAUGGCGACGGCGCUGGCGAGCCGCGUCGAGUCGUGGGCGCGGGACCAGGCGGCGCGGCUGCCCCGCUGGGCGCGGCCGCCGCCCUGGCCCUCGUCCUGGUCCUGGUCAUGGCCCCCGCCGCCCCGGGCGCCCGCGUGGCCCGGGGACCGCCGCCGCCAGCGGGAGCGCAUGUUCCGCGAGGAGUUCGAGCGCCGCCGCCGCCAGCUCCGCGAGCUCUGCCGCGCCGUCCGCGUCGACACCGUCGCCGAGCUCCAGGAGCUGCUCUGCGCUGUCGUCCUCGCCGAGUGCGUCUACAAGAGACCUGUUUCUGAGAUGAUGAGAUAUAUCAAUAAGUUCAAAUCUGAUUUUGGUGGAAACAUUGUGUCUCUUGAGCGUGUUCAGCCAUCCUUGGAUCAUGUACCGCAUAGGUACCUGUUAGCAGAGACUGGUGACACUCUAUUUGCUACGUUUAUCGGUACAAAACAAUACAAAGAUAUUAUUGCUGACGUGAAUAUACUCCAAGGAACCGUAUUUCAUGAGGAUACUGCACAUGAUUUAUCUGAUGCUGUUAAGUGUGUGCAAAAUGAUGACCAGAUGGGUGAAGAAAACCUUGGGACAUCUUAUCGAGAAAAAUCAAAACAGUUGAGAAAAUCAAAACCUGCUGCACACCGGGGUUUCUUAGCACGUGCCAAGGGAAUUCCUGCUCUGGAGCUAUACAAACUUGCUCAGAAGAAGAACAGGAAACUUGUUCUGUGCGGACAUUCGCUUGGUGGAGCGGUAGCUGCUUUGGCUACCCUCGCAAUAUUAAGAGUACUUGCAUCCUCAUCUCCAUCUAAAGAGCCUAACAGGCUUCAGGUGAAGUGUAUCACAUUUUCUCAGCCUCCAGUUGGGAAUGCUGCACUGAGAGACUACGUUCAUCGAAGAGGAUGGCAGGACUACUUCAAAUCCUACUGUAUUCCAGAGGAUUUGGUGCCGCGUAUUUUAUCACCUGCAUACUUUCACCACUAUAAUGCCCAAAUACCUGAAGCAUCUAUUGUAAAUAACACAAAUGUAAAGUCUGAUGAAAAAAAGGAGACAACGUCUGUAAGGCCAAAAGAGAACAAUGGGGAGCAACUUGUUCUAGGUGUUGGUCCUGUUCAAAAGUCUCUCUGGAGACUUUCAAAGCUUGUUCCCUUGGAAGGAGUGCGGAAAAGUUUAAGUGCACUUCAGAAACAAACAAAUAUUUUUGGAAAGGCACCAUCACAGUUGGAUAGUUUUUUGCAAUCAAAGGUUGAUGAAUCAGAGGAUGGGCUGCAAUGUCUUGAGAUUCAAGAAGGUUCAGACGGAAUUGCUCUUACACCUUUAUCUGAUAAAGAUGGAGCACUCACUGAAGAAAACAACAGGACUGAUAAAACUAAUGUGUCUGAUGUUGGGGGUUCUAAACGGUGGAAUAGAGUACCUUCUUUGCCUUCAUAUGUUCCAUUUGGUGAGCUAUACUUGUUGGGUGAUUCAUCAGUCAAUGCACUUUCAGAUUCAGAGUACUCCAAGAUGACAUCGGUGCAGUCAGUUAUAACAGAAUUAAGAGAGCGUUUGCAAUCACACUCAAUGAAGUCCUAUAGGGCCCGCUUCCAGAAAAUAUAUGACAUGUGCAUGUGUGCAAAUGCCCCGCUUUUUACGGGCAUUGAGCAAUUACCACAAUUUUCACAUCUGCAAGAACUACUUGGUUUAACAGCCGCUGAUUCCAUUGAACUUGGCCAUAUUGUGGAGCCCCCUACUAUUCGAACUGCCACUUCCAUUCUUCCUCUUGGAUGGAAUGGCUGCCCUGGUGGUAAAAGUGCUGAACCUCUGAAAGUGGAUAUAAUCGGGCAUGGCCUGCACUUGUGCACUCUUUUCCAGGCUCAGAUAAAUGGAAACUGGUAUUCAACAGUCAUUGAAACUCUACCAAUAGCUUCAUAUUCAUCAGAUCAGGAAGUGCAACCUACACUGCAGAAAAUGCGGAUUCUAGUUGGCCAUCCACUAAAGCAGCCUCCAAAUUAUACCAGUGAAGAUUUUAUGGUUCCUGUGGUCACGGGUGCAGAGAAUCCAGAUUAUGGAUUUGACUUAUUAUUUGAAGAUAAAGAUUGUUGCAAGGGUUUGAAUGAAUUUCUUAUAUACGGUACGAGUGAUUUUGUAACUAUAUGUAAAGAAGUCUAUGUGAGGACCAGGAGGGUCCGAUUGCUUGGACUAGAGGGGGCAGGUAAAACUUCCUUGCUGAAAGCAUUGUUAGGACAAUUUAAGGAAAGAAGCAAAGCAGUUCUUGAGUGCAUACAUGUAGAUUUGCAUGGAAAGGGUGUAUCAAAUGGAUUGUGCUACGUUGACUCGACAACAGUGAACUUGCAGGAGCUACCCUUAGAAGUUGCACAAUUCAAAGAAGAACUGCAGUUAGGGACACAUGAUCUCAGCAAGAAGACUGACUUAAUUAUUGUUGUGCAUAACCUUGCUCAUCGAAUUCCUCAGUAUCACCAGUCCAACGCUUCUCGGCCUCAGCCAGCUCUUUCACUUCUCUUGGAUGAAGCCAAGGCUCUUGGCAUUCCAUGGAUUCUUGCAAUAACUAAUAAAUUCUCUGUCAGUGCACAUGAACAGAAUGCAUUGAUCAGUUCAGCAAUGGAAGCCUACCAAGCCUCUCCUGACAUGACUAAAGUUGUUAACUCUUCCCCAUUUCUGAUGCCAAGUGCUACAAAUAGUGUGCGCCCCAUCAGCUCAGCUAGUGGCAGUCUGAGGAAUGAGGAUCCUUCUGGCAGAACUGCUUUUUGUCCAGUAAACUUUGCACUCUCGCCAUUUCAGAGGAAGGACAUUGUUAUGCAUGUUGAGGGUGUGACUGCUCUUCGUCAACUCGUACAUGGAGUAAUUCGCAGUAAUGAAGAACCAGCAUUUGAGGAACUUGCUCGUGAGAGAUUGUCUCUGGAGCUGGAGAGAGAGAAAGCAGCAUCUCUGCAAGCGCAACAGAAGCCCCAGAAGAGAGAUGGCUCUGUUACAGCUGCUGCCGUAGGAGCAUCACUUGGUGCCGGACUGGGGAUCGUAAUGGCUGUAAUAAUGGGAGCCGGAUCAGCACUCCGGAAGCCAUGACUAAGUUUUCUCUCCACCUAUUUAUAUUAGCGUAUAGUAAUUCCCAUGUUAAGUAUAAUUGAAGAUUGCCUGGAAGAAGGCAUUAGUGUAGACCCCAGAAAAGAAAGUUAGUGCAACAUAGUUAGUUCAUAGCAUAUUGCCACAUUUUGGCAGUGUAUAGAAUAGGUUAGCGAUGCAUCUUUGCUUAAGAUGCCGCUGUUAAGUACAGUAUUUGAUCUACCAUCUUGUUCAGGGUCGCUAGUCAGAGAAGCCGGGUUUAUGUUCAUUUGUAAUUCAUUAUUGAUUCUGAGGUUUCCUAUAUUGUCCUAGUACGUGUAAAUGUUGUGGCGCGUGAACUCGCUCAAUUCGGGUCUCUGCUCGGUCAUUCUGCUUGUCAUAUGGCUGAGCUUUUUCGGAUUGUGUAAAGUUGGUUGUGUAAUGGAAUAUGGCUGACAAGUUACAUCCAGUCUUGUGCAGCUUAAAAGGACUGGAGAUUGGAGAAGAGAAUGUUCAGAUGAGCUGAAGUGAUGAUCUGAUGGGGAACAAGAACAUUGUGGGCACAUUUUACAUCCGGGAGAGUUAAGGCGACGGAAAUAUUAAAAACAGUAGUAGUACUGCAUUGGUUCCUUUCGAUGCUAUAGUGACAACCAAUUUUUAACAUCUGCCAUAUCUGUUCGAGGCACGGAUACAUAGUAUGUGAUCUCAUAUUGGGAUGUAUCUUGGUUCCAUCACUUCAUUUCUGUUGGUCAUUCUUUUCCUUGUAUAGUUGAUCAUUUUUUUCCUUGUAUAGUGUAUUGCAAGUCCCAGUCCCACAACUAUAGGGAGGGCUAGUUCAAUUUUCUUUGCUCAGCCGUACGAUUCGAUACAACGACGUGGCACUAAAAGGAAAAUAAUAUAAAAUAAAAUAUGCAUGUCAAUUCUUUCCUCUCCACUUUGGUGCAGAU
This is a messenger RNA of Oryza brachyantha (malo sina), 4129 nucleotides long. RefSeq lists its product as uncharacterized. NCBI's taxonomy places the organism in Eukaryota, Viridiplantae, Streptophyta, Magnoliopsida, Poales, Poaceae. The record is from RefSeq and is a predicted model, not a curated record. The coding region runs from base 144 to 3206 and encodes 1020 amino acids. The transcript is spliced from 14 exons. Gene Ontology annotation, biological process: lipid metabolic process.